AUGGGGUCCACACUGCAACGGCCCAAGAACUCGAAGGGGCAACCAUACAGCGAGGACAGCAGAGCUUGGGUACGACUGCCUGCCCUGUUUCUGCGCUUGACGUGGGAGACGUUGAGUAGCAAUUACGUGAACGUACUGCUGGUCUUCGUACCGGUCGGUAUUGUGUUGGGCGCAUUGGAGAUGAAUCCGACCGCUGUGUUUAUCGUGAACUUUCUGGCCAUUGUGCCGUUGGCGGCGCUGUUGAGCUUUGCAACGGAGGAGCUUAGUGUUAAGCUUGGGCAGACGAUCGGAGGGUUGAUGAACGCUACGUUUGGCAAUGCUGUUGAGCUGAUUGUCUCGAUCGUCGCUUUGACGAAAGGCGAAAUCCGCAUCGUCCAAUCCAGCAUGCUUGGGUCCAUCCUCUCCAACAUCCUGCUCGUGCUAGGCUGCUGCUUCAUCGCCUCCGGCGCGCGCCGCCUCGAAAGCACCUUCAACGCCACCGUCGCCAGCACCAUGUCCUCACUCAUGGCCGUCGCAGCGACCUCGCUUAUCAUCCCCGCCACGCUCUACGCAAGCUUACUCCGAAGCGACGCGGACGCCGAGAAGAACAUCCUCAUCCUAUCCCGCGGCACAGCCAUCAUCCUACUAAUCCUCUACUGUCUGUACCUCUACUUCCAGCUCCGCUCGCACACGAAGUACUUCGAUACCGAGGCGCAGGAAGACGGCGGCGAUGGCGAGGGCAGUGGCGAGCAGAAGGAACCGGAAGUCCUCGGCCCGGUCGCUGCGUCAGUCUGCCUGGUGAUCGUAACGCUCUUAGUCGCCGUCUGCGCCGAAUACCUCGUCGGAAGCAUCGACUCCAUCGUGCAAACUUCAGGAAUCAGCAAGACCUUCAUCGGUCUCAUCCUCCUCCCCAUCGUCGGCAACGCCGCCGAGCACGUCACCGCUUGUGUGGUCGCGUACAAGGACAAGAUGGAUCUAGCCAUUGGCGUCGCGAUCGGAUCGUCCAUGCAAAUCGCCCUGUUCGUCACGCCUUUCCUGGUCAUCCUCGGCUGGAUCAUCGGGCAGGAGAUGACGUUGCAUUUCCAGGGCUUUGAGACGGUGGUGUUCUUCUUGAGUAUAUUGGUCGUCAAUUACCUGAUUCAGGACGGCAAGAGCAAUUACUUGGAGGGCGCGAUGUGCCUGGGCACUUAUAUUAUCAUCGCCAUUGCUUUCUAUGUGUACCCGGACGAUGCGGGAGAUAUUGGAAGUAUGGUGAGCAACUUCUUCGGGCGAUGA
This is a messenger RNA of Baudoinia panamericana UAMH 10762, 1254 nucleotides long. RefSeq lists its product as uncharacterized. Gene Ontology annotation, biological process: intracellular calcium ion homeostasis; calcium ion transmembrane transport. Gene Ontology annotation, cellular component: fungal-type vacuole membrane. The transcript has 2 exons. Gene Ontology annotation, molecular function: calcium:proton antiporter activity. Bases 1 to 1254 code for a protein of 417 amino acids. The record is from RefSeq and is a predicted model, not a curated record. NCBI's taxonomy places the organism in Eukaryota, Fungi, Ascomycota, Dothideomycetes, Mycosphaerellales, Teratosphaeriaceae.